Carassius auratus (goldfish) is the source of this 682-nucleotide messenger RNA. RefSeq names its product nucleoside diphosphate kinase. Gene Ontology annotation, biological process: UTP biosynthetic process; GTP biosynthetic process; CTP biosynthetic process. The record is from RefSeq and is a predicted model, not a curated record. Gene Ontology annotation, molecular function: nucleoside diphosphate kinase activity. Lineage: Eukaryota; Metazoa; Chordata; Actinopteri; Cypriniformes; Cyprinidae. The transcript is spliced from 5 exons. The coding region runs from base 134 to 595 and encodes 153 amino acids.
GCCUCCAGCUGUGAUUAUGAGAUAUAUCGUUAGCCACGCCCCCAGAGGCCGGCCUUUAUAACAGCACCGCGCCCGGAGCACCGUCUUCUCUCUUCCGUCCUCCGGAUCCGCCACUUCUCCGUCUCACUCAACAAUGGCUGCCAGAACCGAGCGCACCUUCAUCGCCAUCAAGCCGGACGGCGUCCAGAGAGGCCUGAUCGGAGACAUCGUCAAGCGCUUCGAGCAGAAGGGCUUCAGACUCGUGGCCAUGAAGUUCCUCCAGGCGUCUGAGGACCUGCUGAAGCAGCACUACAUCGACCUGAAGGACCGUCCCUUCUACCCCGGUCUGGUCAAGUACAUGAGCUCCGGGCCGGUGGCUGCGAUGGUGUGGGAGGGUCUGAAUGUGGUGAAGACUGGAAGAGUGAUGCUGGGAGAGACCAAUCCUGCAGACUCCAAGCCUGGCACCAUCAGAGGAGACUUCUGCAUUGAAGUGGGCAGGAACAUCAUCCACGGCAGUGACUCUGUGGACAGUGCUAAUAAAGAGAUCAGCUUGUGGUUCAAGCCUGAGGAGCUGGUGUCGUACAAGAGCUGUGCACAAGACUGGAUCUACGAGUAAACCCCAGACCCGUUAUCAGUAUGAACCCCAGUGUUUGUGAUUCUUGUCUUGCUGAAGCACUUGCUCAAUAAAUCAAGAUGUGCCACA